Messenger RNA from Dalotia coriaria, 1293 nucleotides. Its product is annotated as peptidylprolyl isomerase domain and WD repeat-containing protein 1. Lineage: Eukaryota; Metazoa; Arthropoda; Insecta; Coleoptera; Staphylinidae. Gene Ontology annotation, cellular component: nucleolus. Gene Ontology annotation, biological process: ribosomal large subunit assembly. Gene Ontology annotation, molecular function: protein binding. The annotation marks the transcript as partial. The record is from RefSeq and is a predicted model, not a curated record. The transcript has a single exon.
CUACCGCACGAAUCUCUUUAUUUAGAGAACAUUCCAUCCGGCGAGUCUUACGAGAGAAGCUACAUGCACCGGGACACAAUCACGCACUGUUUAUCAACGGCUACUGAUUUUGUAGUUACCGCCAGCUGCGAUGGGCACAUCAAGUUCUGGAAGAAAGUCGAGAAUGGUAUCGAGUUCGUUAAACACUUCCGAAGUCACUUGGCGCCUAUUAAAAGCCUCGCCGCUAACCCAGAGGGUACGUUGUUAUGUUCCGCCGCGGUGGAUAAAUCACUGAAAAUAUUCGAUAUUGUAAACUUUGACAUGAUUAAUAUGAUGCGACUUGAUUAUAUACCGAGUUGUGCAGAAUGGGUGCACGGAUCUGGUGAUGCAGUGCAUGCACUUGCUGUAGCUGAUGCUGACACCAGCAGAAUACAUGUAUAUGACGGACGGGGUGCGAAUGUUCCACUGGAAGUGCUGGAGAAGAUGCACAGCGCACCCGUUUCGUUGAUCAAGUAUAACAACACAUUUGAUGUUGCACUUAGCUUUGAUGGACUGCAUAUGCUAGAGUAUUGGAGUGGACAGCGCGGCGGUUUUGCUACUCCUAAGUGUCUAGCAUUCAAAUCAAAAUUGGAUACUGAUUUGUUUGAAUUUGCCAAGAAUAAAGCGACAAUCUCGGGGUUGGCGUUCUCACCGGAUGGUCGUAAGUUUGCCACGACUAGCAGUGACCGCAAAGUACGUGUCUUCCAUUUUCUCACUGGGAGAUUACACAGGGUGCUUGAUGAGACUUUGCCGCGUUUUACUGAACUGCAAACAGCAAAACAAUUACUACCUAACAUGGAGUUUGGACGGCGUAUGGCAGUUGAGCGGGACUUGGAGAAGUCCGAACAAGCAACGUCGAGUAAUGUACUAUUCGACGCUUCUGGUCACUUCUUGCUCUACCCAACUUUACUAGGUGUCAAACUUGUCAACUUACACAGUAACCGUUUGGUGCGUAUCGUCGGCAAGAACGAGAACUUACGCCUAUUGAACAUCGCCCUUCAUCAAGGCUCAGGACGUCGAGGAAAAGCAGCAGUCACGCUUGAAAUUGAAGGUUCCAAUAAUCCUACAUUGGAAGCUAUUCGUCCUGACCCCACACUUAUUGCCACCGCAUAUAAAAAGUCACGUUUUUAUCUGUUUAGCUCUCGCGAGCCGGAUGAUCCGCAGGGCCAUGGGCAGGAACGCGACGUCUUCAAUGAAAAACCCUCCAAGGAAGACACCCUCGCUGUGUCUGACACCCCAGCAGCGCAGAGGCUCUAUGAGAACGCCAUCAUGCAC